Molecule: messenger RNA, 567 nt
Organism: Dovyalis caffra
Lineage: Eukaryota; Viridiplantae; Streptophyta; Magnoliopsida; Malpighiales; Salicaceae
Source: the annotation of a GenBank genome assembly
GGUGAACUCUUAACUACUAUUGGGUUUUUAAAAGAGGCUCCACAAGUUACUGCCCAUGGUUUCAACAUCUACCACAAGAACCGUCUUAUACGAGUAAUAAAAAAGCUUCGACCAACAGAAUCUCCACAAGAUUCACCUCUUGGCAUGUCAACUGGUAGUGACACAUUGAAUCAUGGUAUGCCAAAUGAUGCUAUAACAAAUCUGACAUCAAAUCAAAGCCACCCUUGUCUUGUUAGUGCAAAAGCAGCAUCUGCUGCAGGAUUAUCUUCAAAGAGGAAGGAACAUAGUGAUUUAGACAAACUUGAAAGCGUGAAAUGGCAGGCAGGGAGCGGGGACAAUGUAACUUUGUUGGGGCACAGUUUUGAAACAGAGGCUAUCAGUGAUAUUGCAAAUCAGCUGGAAGAUCCGGAUGUUGUGAACUUGAUAAAAGAAAACAAUAAUUUUCGUGCAAAAUGCUUGGAAUACAAGAAGAGGAGGGAAGUCCCUGAUUUGAAGGAUGGAAUUAAGAUUGAUGAUCUUGAGAUGGGUUUUGGAAGGGAUAAAGAUUUUGACAUGGCUAAGAAGUGA